UUUGGGUUGGUGACUUGUUGCUUCGAUUUCUUGGGUUCUGCAUUUUUGUAAAAGAACAGAAAUGGCCAUGGCUGUUGGGUUGGUGAAUGGUAGGUCCUCAUGGACUCAAAGAAGCUUCCUGAAGAACAGAAAGGGGAAAAAGAUUAAUUUUUCUUGUGUUGCUUCCUCUUCCAGCUUAACGGAUCAAUAUAGAAAGCUUAGAAUCGAACCUGGUGCUUCUGAAGGCGAAGUUAAGAAAGCCUUUCGCCAACUCGCCUUACAGUAUCACCCGGAUGUGUGCAAAGGAAACAACUGCAGCGUUCAAUUCCACAGUAUUAACGAAGCCUACGAUAUCGUGAUGAGCUACCUGAGGGGAGAAGAAACGAACACAGACGAUCAAUAUGAGUCGUACGAUUAUAACGAUACAGAGAAGCCAAUGAGGGGAAUGUGCGAUCCUGAUUGGGACAUGUGGGAAGAAUGGAUGGGAUGGGAAGGUGCAGGGAUUCGUGAUUACUCUUCUCACAUCAACCCCUACAUCUAAUCUUCUAUAAGCUUUGCUGCUUCUCUCCCACGCGGCUCAUGCAAAAUCUCCGCCGUUCAUAUUG
This is a messenger RNA of Telopea speciosissima, 584 nucleotides long. RefSeq names its product chaperone protein dnaJ 8, chloroplastic-like. The transcript has 3 exons. Bases 62 to 520 code for a protein of 152 amino acids. NCBI's taxonomy places the organism in Eukaryota, Viridiplantae, Streptophyta, Magnoliopsida, Proteales, Proteaceae. The record is from RefSeq and is a predicted model, not a curated record.